UCCUUUAGCUAGUGAGGAGCAACCUCAGCAGUACAAUCAAAUAUAUCGCUAGGCACCAAAUUAGAUAUAAGCAAAUGGCAAAGUUGAGUAACAACUUGUUUGUCAUGACAAUUUUGUUCGCAUUUGUGGCUAUUACAGUAUCAGCUUAUGAAUCAUAUGCUGAGCAACCAGCGUACGAGCAGCCAACGUACGAGCAACCAGCAUAUGAGCAACCCGCAUAUAUAUACCCGCCGGCGACAGAACCACAGCCACCACAGACAAAUCCUACGUGCAGGAACAUAACUGAACUUUGUACCAGUUACGGAGAUUAUAGUUGUUGUGAUGGAUUUACGUGCACUGGUUGGAAAGAAAAACUUCCUGGUGGUGCUGGAGUAUGCACGCCUCUAGGUGAGGAGCCACGUCCACCAAAAGAAAAGUGUCAAAAAACUCAUCAACUCUGUCAGCCAUAUGGUCCGUACAUUUGCUGUCCUGGAGAGCUUUGCGUUCAUCCUCGAAAACUUCCUCCUGCUGCUGGUCUUGACCCUGAACAAGCUAAGCUUCCUCCUGGUGUUGGUGUAUGUGAGCCCAUUAAACUUUGAGACUACUCUUAAAUAUGGUUCAUGGGAAAACAACAUUUUUUUAAUGCCUUAAUCUUAUCAUAUUUGUAUUCGUAAUCUACUUAUGAUUUAAGUUCGUCCUUCGUUGCCUUUUAUAUAA
Molecule: messenger RNA, 696 nt
Organism: Beta vulgaris subsp. vulgaris (sugar beet)
Lineage: Eukaryota; Viridiplantae; Streptophyta; Magnoliopsida; Caryophyllales; Amaranthaceae
Exons: 2
Coding region: 75-578 (167 amino acids)
Source: RefSeq, a predicted model, not a curated record